AACUUGGAAAUUUCAGGAAGUUUUCCAAAGGGAAAUGUCUGUAAUACACAUGUUUCUAGUUACAUUCGACUCUAAAGUAUUUAAUUGGCUUUCAUUACCUCUUUAUGUAAUUGAAUUAUAAUAGUUAUGAUUGACUAAAAAUUAUGAAAUUCAUAGCUGCCCUGUCUGUAUGUUUAACCUGUUACUUGGGUUGAGUUUCUUGUUUAUUUACCAGAAUCAACAGUUUGUUUUUAGUUUCUCUUUGGUUGAGUCUCGAGUCAAAAUUGGAUCUAAUUCUGGAAAGUGUUCCUAAUUACCACAGAAAAUAUUUUAGUGCAUCAGUAUUUAAAAACAAGUGCAGUCCUUUAAUCAAUUACAAUUGAAGUGCAUUACACCAGGGUAAACAUUAAAAUGCAAAUGUUUUUUAAAGUAUUGCUACAAAACAUGAAAUGGUUUGUGUUGUUAAUAUGGUAAUAGUGUCAUAUACAAGUUUUCACAUUUUUUUCAGUUUAUCAUUUAUUUGUAGUUCUCUAUGAAAAAUGUAAAAGGCGGUCAGAUUCAAGGCCAAAGAGACCCUUCACAAACCGUUACAUGAAAGUUUGUAGCAGUUUGUUCCUGUCUGGUGUUUAUGGAGGGGGCUCCGCAUUAAGACUAAUAUUGAUAUGUACUAUAUACUCAGUCCAUGUCUCCAUAACUUCAGUUUGGUAGCAGGGUGCAAAAAUGUCUUGCGGGGGAAAAAAUCUUGAAUUAACAAAGGAAAAACAUAUGAGACUGUAUUUACAGUUACUACAAGAAAAAAAAGUACAUGACAGUUUUUCAAAGGAUGAAGUAAACAUUUUAUGAGGUGGUGAUUUUGUAUGAAUUUGUAUCAUGUUAAUCAUGCAAAAACAUUAUAAGUGGAAAAAGUGUGAAGGUCUACGCAGUCUUAAACAUGUCUAAACAGAUUGUGUGAAUUAAUACAAUUUCGCCACCAAUUUGCCAGAAUGUAAAUGUUGUGAGAUUGAUUUUUUUCCCCCGUUAGAAUGCUGCAUCAACAUCUAGGACUGGAAAUAUCCACUUUUUAAUUAGGUCCCGAGCACGCAGUGCGAGGACCCUCUUGGAAUUGCUCCGUUUCUUAUAAUUGAUUAUAAUCAAUAAAGUAAUGCCCAGGGUGCUAUGCUUGCAUAUCCAAAAACCUUCAACUUUUUUCGGCCGGUUUUCCAUUAUUUCAUAAAUUGUCCCUGAUUAUAAUUAUAAAUCAUGGAAAAAUAAUCAAACCGAAUCGCUUUAAUGAUGUUUCACAUAGUUUAAUUACAUCAAUUGUAAUAAAAUGGCAUUGUCUUCUGCAUGACGCACCUCUAUGAUUACGAAAUCCAAUAGAGAAAAAAAGCACCCCGGGCUGCUGAUGGACAUGAAGGCAUGGUGCUGCAGGAGUGGAAAGACUCACUUGUCCGGGUGUGAAGAGGGUGGGCAGUUACCAGAAGAGUUGACAAAACAUUCUAGAGUCCAGCCAGGAACCAUGGGCAUCUGCAGCAAUUACAGCGGUUUAUCUCGGCUCGUCUUCAUUGGCGCUCUGGCCAUCUGCAUGGCUUUUGUGCAGUCAGAAACAGUAGAUGAUUCCUCCCCUACACUGCAGAAUGAUAAUCAGGACACACUAUCUGGCGCUGGAGGCUUCGAUGUGACAACAAAAGUCCCAUUACAAGACCCCAAGGAAAACACCUUCACCUCUGAUUAUGAUCAUACACCCUCAAUAACUCUGGAUGAGGAGGAAGUUGUGCUGGGGCCAGGUGCCAUCACAGCUAUCGUCAUCGCCGUGUUCCUCGGAGCCUCUGUUCUUCUCGCUCUCAUUGUGAUCACGCUCAGAAAGUUCACUGCCUCUUAAGAAGAGACAUUUAUGUUUUCAUUUCCUCCCUUCCUCAAUCCCAUCUCUUCUUUUUACUCUCCUCUGAACUGUAUUUUCAAGUGUCUCGUUGGUGGCAGGUCCUUCGUGGAAUGGAUGCUCUUUGCUGAGACCUGUUUUGUGAUUUCUUACUCCUAUAAAACUCAAGACAGUGAAAACCAGGCUAAGGCUGAACAAAAGGGUGACUGCAAUCAAGAGAAAUUUUGGUUGCAUUUGUUUGGUGACCAUUUAAUCAUUGUUGAUAUCCUCUUGUAACAAGGUUUAGAAUGAAAUAUUUAAAGAAGGUAGAAUUAUUAUAUUAAAGUCACAUUUUAAGAUAGUUUAAUACCUUCCAUGUGCAACUAGUUUUAUUUUGUUUCAAGCUUUAUUCUAAAGUAUACUAAAUUCCAAUGUUCUUGUCAUUCUAGCUGAUUUGUGUUAAAUGAUCAUGUCCUUUAGCGUUUAAGAUCAAGUGUGUGUGUGUGUGUGUGUGUGUGUGUGUGUGUGUGUGUGUGUGUGUGUGUGUGUGUAGUAAGAUAAAUCAGAGUCUUUGAGAGUGAGUGUUUUAAUUGAACUUUUAUACAUAAACUGAUGAAUUUGUCACCUUGUGAUUGGUCACCGAACAGAUAAAAAGACCACGUCUAAUCCUC
Messenger RNA from Cyprinus carpio (common carp), 2487 nucleotides. Its product is annotated as protein SNORC-like. Gene Ontology annotation, biological process: cartilage development. The record is from RefSeq and is a predicted model, not a curated record. Lineage: Eukaryota; Metazoa; Chordata; Actinopteri; Cypriniformes; Cyprinidae.